UAUCUCCCGAUGCUACGUCAUUAAAAGAUGUAAAGAUAAUGCAGGGAAGACGCGGAAGAAGAGGUCCAAUGGGCAAGCCGGGCGCACCUGGGCCACUGGGUCCUAAGGGAGACAAAGGAGAAGACGGUUUACGGGGAGAAAAGGGAUACCCUGGAAACUUGGACUUCGUUUUACUGAUUAUGGCUGGUCUUCGCCGAGACGUUCUCGAACUCCAAAGGGCGGUAUUUCGCGACCGUGUGAAUGACAUCCCGCAUUUGCCCGAGAUCACGAAUAGAAAAGAUCGCAACGAGAUCCUGGGCUUUCACCUCGGCGAGGAGUACGUUUUAGAAUAUCCAGACAUAGCUUUGGAUACAUUUUACGACACUAUGACAUUUGAUUCUGAACUUGGCAGUGGUGAUCAAUCAGCGGGUUCAAAAAGCAAUUUGAAGUCAAAAGAGGACGAUCUUAACUGGAUGUAUUCAUCGAAAGACCCUGCGCUUGAAAUCGAACAACCAAAGCCACAACUCAUGCCUACAACAGACACGACCAAAAAAUCAUCCCUGGACAUUUAAAUUUAUUAUAGUUUAUAGAGCAUAUUUUUAUGAUCAUUUAUUAAUUUCCUGUUUUAUUAAUUGAUUUAUCAUAUAAAUCUGUUUUUUUUUUAUUAUAUUCACACGGUGAUUUUUCGUCCAAAAAUGUGUCAUGCGUUAUACUACCCGCUACUAACGCCUCGUUUUGUUGUACUAUUUUAAAGAAAACAUAAAGAUUAGCCAUAAAAAGACAUGUUUCAUUUUUAAUAAGGAAGUUUAGGUUGAUCAUGUUACGUUCUUAAUGCUUUCGUACAUAAUUAUCAUUGCUGUAAUCACUCAAUUCUAAUUUACUUCAUAGAGGGUACUUCUAAACGUUGUUUCCGGAUUCUAAUGAAUAAAACUUCUCAUGAACCGUACACAAUUUACAGCCCUUAUGAUCCUUACAUGGGUCAUUGAUAGGUCAUUUCAGUCUAUAAAUCUUACAUAACAUAAGGAGUUCAACUUUAAAGCGGAUGGGUCUUCAUCUGCUCACGCGCGGAAAUUAAGUCCUGGGCGACGAUAGCAACGCAUGUUAAACAACUUGAAGGGUAGACACUUGUUUUUAAACAACUACACGCUAUCUCGUUGUUCUACGUUGACCGCCUUCUUCAGAGUUUCGGUCAAAUUCUAUAGAGGUGUGUAACUAACGCAAACACUUGAAUACGUCCUUAUUGAUGUUUUUGUUUUCUCGUUUAUAUUUAAUUUGAAACUUUUGAAUGCCAUGCCACAGUCCCUCUAUCAUAAUGGAGAGACUGGUCGUGCAUACUUUGGCGUCAGUUUAUUAGAUGUAUUCUUUGUUCGUGCAAAGACAAUAAUGUCUUUGGUUCAUGUAUAUUCAUGGUUACUCGUUUAAUGUAUUUAUAAUCGUGAAAAUCAUAAGAAUAAACCAUUGAUUACCCGUU
Saccoglossus kowalevskii is the source of this 1450-nucleotide messenger RNA. RefSeq lists its product as uncharacterized. NCBI's taxonomy places the organism in Eukaryota, Metazoa, Hemichordata, Enteropneusta, Harrimaniidae. Gene Ontology annotation, molecular function: calcium ion binding. The record is from RefSeq and is a predicted model, not a curated record.